Sphaerodactylus townsendi is the source of this 3697-nucleotide messenger RNA. It is a transcript of the gene ACSL1, whose product is annotated as acyl-CoA synthetase long chain family member 1. Gene Ontology annotation, molecular function: arachidonate-CoA ligase activity. Gene Ontology annotation, biological process: very long-chain fatty acid metabolic process; long-chain fatty-acyl-CoA biosynthetic process; long-chain fatty acid metabolic process. Gene Ontology annotation, cellular component: endoplasmic reticulum; membrane. The transcript has 21 exons. NCBI's taxonomy places the organism in Eukaryota, Metazoa, Chordata, Lepidosauria, Squamata, Sphaerodactylidae. The record is from RefSeq and is a predicted model, not a curated record. The coding region runs from base 231 to 2351 and encodes 706 amino acids.
CCCGGGUCUUAACGCCGCCGCUCUGUUGACAGCAAAGGCGGGCAGGACGCGACGCAGCCACGCUCGGCUACUGCGGCGGUUGGCGGCUCUCGCGCCGGCUGUGCUCUCCCCGCCCUGCUUGCAUUUUUUUUCUCUUUUGCGGGCGCCUUAAAUAGGAGAGGCCGGGCGCUGCCGCUGCAGAAAGGCCUGGAGGCGAGUGGCGAAGGGAAAGCAGAUUCUCACUGUUUCCAAUGCUGCAAGAAACCGCAAUGCAAGCUCAUGAACUGUUCAGGCAUCUGAGAAUGCCGGAACUUGGCGACGUCAGGCAGUACGUGCGCACCCUUCCAACGAACACACUAAUGGGGUUUGGUGCUUUCGCAGCACUUACAACUUACUGGUAUGCCACAAGACCUAAAGCUCUGAAACCACCAUGUGACUUAGCCAUGCAGUCUGUGGAAGUGGAGGCAGAGAAUGGUGAACAUGCCCGGAGGUCCUCAUUACUUGACCAUGACGAACCAAUGGUGUGCUACUAUGAUGACGUGAGAACAGCCUAUGAUAUUUUCCAAAGAGGAUUACAUGCGUCAAACAAUGGUCCCUGUUUGGGUGUAAGAAAACCAAAUCAGCCAUAUGAAUGGAUCUCAUACAAGGAGGCUGCAGACAGAGCAGAAUGUGUUGGCUCAGCACUUCUCAACAGAGGCUUCAAACCAUCACCUGAUCAAUUCAUAGGAAUCUUUUCACAGAACCGGCCUGAGUGGGUCAUCAUUGAACAAGGAUGCUACACUUACUCCAUGGUGGCUGUGCCACUUUAUGACACACUGGGAGCCGACUCGAUCACCUAUAUUGUAAACAAAGCUGACAUAGCGCUAGUUUUUUGUGAUAAACCUGACAAGGCAAAACUUCUGCUGGAUAGCACUGAGAAGGGAGAUCUGUCAGUCCUCAAAACCAUCGUGAUCAUGGAUCCUUUUGACAGUGAUCUUGUGGCUCGUGGAAAGAAGUGUGGAGUGGAUAUCGUUAGCAUGAAAGAGAUUGAGGCAUCGGGAAAAGCCCACAGACACAAACCCGUACUUCCCAAACCAGAAGAUCUAGCCAUAGUCUGUUUCACCAGUGGAACCACAGGGAACCCCAAGGGAGCAAUGAUCACCCACCGAAACAUAGUGAGCAACAUGUCUGGAUUUGUGAAGGCUACAGAGAAAGCGGUUUUUCCUUGUCCAGAAGAUACCUUAAUCUCUUUCUUGCCCCUGGCUCACAUGUUUGAGAGAGUUGUGGAGUGUGUGAUUCUCUGUCAUGGAGCUCGAAUAGGAUUUUUCCAGGGAGACAUCAGGCUACUUAUGGAUGACUUGAAAACUUUGCAGCCUACAGUGUUCCCUGUUGUGCCCAGGCUGCUGAACAGAAUGUUUGAUAAAAUUUUUGGACAAGCAAAUACUUCAUUUAAGCGGUGGAUACUGGAUUUUGCUUCCAAGAGGAAAGAGGCAGAACUUAGAAGUGGCAUCAUUAGAAAUAAUAGCCUAUGGGAUAAAAUGAUAUUCCGCAAAAUACAGGCAAACCUUGGCGGAAAAGUGCGACUAAUGAUUACAGGGGCAGCUCCUGUUUCUGCAAAUGUGCUGACUUUCCUAAGAGCAGCUCUUGGUUGUCAGUUCUAUGAAGGCUAUGGGCAGACGGAAUGCACCGCUGGAUGUUCUCUGACAGUGCCCGGUGACUGGACUGCUGGUCAUGUCGGUUCCCCAAUGCCUUGCAAUAUCAUAAAGCUUGUUGAUGUGGAGGAAAUGAACUAUUUUGCUGCCAAAGGAGAAGGUGAGGUUUGUGUCAAAGGACCGAACGUGUUCCAAGGCUAUCUGAAGGAUCCAGAAAAGACCGCAGAAGUUCUUGACAAAGAUGGAUGGGUUCACACUGGAGAUAUUGGGAAGUGGUUACCCAAUGGUACCUUGAAGAUAAUUGACAGGAAAAAACAUAUAUUCAAACUUGCUCAGGGAGAGUAUAUCGCACCAGAAAAAAUAGAAAAUGUUUAUACCAGGAGUGAACCUGUUGCUCAGAUCUUUGUGCACGGGGAAAGCUUGCAGGCAUUUCUUAUAGCCGUUGUGGUACCAGAUCCAGAGGUUUUAUGCAGCUGGGCCAAGAAAAGGGGACUUUCAGGCUCCUACGACGAACUAUGCAAAAACAAAGAUGUAAGAAAAUACAUUCUAGAAGACAUAUUGAAAGUUGGAAAAGAGUUUGGCUUGAAGUCAUUUGAACAGGUUAAAGGCAUUUCCCUUCACUCUGAAAUGUUCUCUAUCGAGAAUGGCUUGUUGACACCAACCCUGAAGGCGAAGAGACCAGAGCUUCGCAAAUACUUCCGAGCCCAGAUAGAAGAACUCUAUGCGAACAUCCAGAUGUAAAUUGAAGCAAAACUGUCGGGAGAGAACGGCAUUUGCUGUUUGACCUUCAUAUCUGUAAAUUGACUGCAGCAAACAUAGCAAAAGGAAACUGUGCAAUCAUUAACUUUUUCCCGCAAAAGGGUACUCGACAUAGGAAUCCUGGAGAAAAAUGGAACACUGCCUUACUGUCCACUGGUGUUGCAGACCAUUUUUAUAUGGUGACAUACAAACUUCCUCAAUGAGCCUUAAACUGUAAAUGGUAUCUAUAUGUGAUUUGUAAGUUAUUUAAGACUUUCUCAGCCAAAAAAGUGACUUGCCAAGGCAUGUGAAAGGGAUGUGUGCUGCUGGCGCACGUGUUGUCUCUAGUGUAUUGUACACCUGGUGAAUUUUCCAAAGGUUUGGCCUUUGAAGGCUUUUUAGGGUAGCGCGGGGAGGGAGCGCCAAAAACACAAGGAGUUUUGCUUGCUUACGUUUGCUGUAGAACGUGGGUAGGAUAGUUGGCUCCCCAGUAGAUUAGCUGGAAACUUUUUUAGUUCCUGGGCACCGAAUGCAUCUUGACACAUGAUGAGCAGAUAGUGUAGAACCAGCCUGUGCGUCUUUGAUCUUCUCUGAAAGUCUAGAUGAAAAGCACCAGUGCAACAUAAGGAAAAUGUCUUCAGGACCUCCAAAGAUAGGAUGUGGCAACAGCAUGCUGUAGAACGAGGACAAGGUUGAUGGGAUGGCAGUGAUCUGGAGCGAGCGGUCUCCCUCGGUCUUUGCUACCCACUAGAUUGCUCCUGCUAGACAUUGAUCAUCUUAACAUGCUGGCCUUUGUACAAACUUAGCUUUUGUCUUGCAUCCAUUGAACAUAGGAGGACGGAGGGAGUAAAUGUAACUUCAUUGGAAUGAAUGGAAUCAAAGUGAAUCUUGGAUCAACUAUAGUGUAAAAAAAGGGAAACCACCAGAAGCAAAUAGGACACGGGUUAACAUGGGACAGUGCAGGGGAAGGUGGAAGGCUUCAUCACCGAGCGUCUACAUUUAUUUGGAGGGGGAUGGAAUUGAAAUGCCUUGUAAUAACCCAAGCUUAGAUUUAUUUUCCACAUAGCGGUCAUUAAUUUCUGUUAAAUGUAUGUAAACAAGCACAACUACAAGUUUGCACUAAAGAUUGUGUGAUUGUAAUGCACUACCCUGCAUCAUAAUUUCAUACACGUGUACCCAAAUUGCACACCAGUAUCCAAGCCAAUACUCCCAGAGUAUUCCGUCAUUUGUUACAUUGGAGUUGAAAUGUUUGCUUAGUGUUGGCUAUUUCUAUAUUUUAUAAAAACCAAAAUUUCCAAAAACCAAUGAAGGAAACCAAAAUAAAUAUUUCUGCAUUUAAUUGAAUUAAA